Molecule: messenger RNA, 3927 nt
Organism: Alligator mississippiensis (American alligator)
Lineage: Eukaryota; Metazoa; Chordata; Crocodylia; Alligatoridae
Gene: CDH16
Product: cadherin 16
Exons: 18
Coding region: 16-2553 (845 amino acids)
Biological process (GO): multicellular organism development; adherens junction organization; cell-cell junction assembly
Cellular component (GO): plasma membrane; catenin complex; adherens junction
Molecular function (GO): cadherin binding; calcium ion binding
Source: RefSeq, a predicted model, not a curated record
CUGCCCUUCACGAACAUGAUGAGGAUGUUGAAAGGAAUAUCUCCUGUUUGCUUACUGGUUGUCUGCUCUUUCAUCGCUCAAGUUUUCCCUCUGUCAUCUACAGUAUAUCCUAUGAGCAGGAAAGAACAUGUUGAAGUACCUGAAAAUUAUGGUGGUUCACUCCCUCUGUAUCUGAAGAAGGUUAACCUUGCUGUUGAUGGUCAGGCAAACAUUCAGUUGGUUGGAAAUGAAGAAGGACUAUUUGGAAUAGAGCCAGAGUCUGGGAUUCUGUAUGUGACCAGACCCCUGGACCGGGAGAAACAAGCUUUCUACACUCUUCAGGUAAUUGCAAAAGAUGAAGACGAGCAGCCAGUGUCUGAUCCCGUAACCAUAACGAUCACAGUCAAAGAUGAAAAUGACAACAUGCCAGUCCUGACAGAGGAGGUAUUUUCCGGGAUUCUCAGCAAAGGGACAAAGCAAGGAACAUCUUUCGUGCAUGUGAGUGCCAUUGACUUGGAUGACCCUUCCACGCCAAAUGCCAAUUUACAGUAUAAAAUACUCACUCAAACUCCACGCCAACCCUCAGAGAACAUGUUCGAAAUAAACUCGAGGACAGGAGCUGUUUUUUUAUCCGCAGAAGGUAGCUCUUUAUUAAACUCAUCUGAGGUCAGCAAUUAUCAACUAAUUGUGCAAGUCAAAGAUCUGGGGAAUCAGUCUCUGGGGUAUCGUGCCCUAGCAACAGUGGAAAUUACAAUUGUGGAGAACACUUGGAUAGCCCCAAGUCCUGUCCUCCUUCAAGAAAACCUGAAUGUGACCUAUCCAAAAAUCAUUUCACAGGUUCGCUGGAAUAGCAGAGAAGUCCAUUACUCUCUGAAAAAGAAUUUCCCUCAGGGUCUUUUUUCAAUUGACCCAGCAGGAAACAUCUAUGUGACACAAGAGCUAGACAGAGAAAGUCAAGCAGAGUAUGAGAUUCAAGUUUUUGCUGAGAACCAGGAUGGCAUGCUGUACAGUGAUCCACUACUGCUGCUGCUAACAGUGCUGGAUGAGAAUGACAACAUGCCAGUCUUCACCCAGGAUGUUUAUCAGGUAGCAAUUGAAGAGAACACAGCCAAAGGGAGUGAGAUCAUCACAGUCAAGGCAGAAGAUAUUGAUGACCCAAAUACUAACAAUGCAAAAAUUGUAUAUGAAAUAUUAAGCCAGAAGCCUCAAGCAUCAACUGGCUUUUCAUUUCAUAUUGGCAAUGAAACUGGAAUAGUAACACUUCAGGACUCUGCCCUGAACGCCAGUGCUGUGAAGCAGUACCAUCUCCUUGUUCUAGUGGCAGACCUUGUUGGGCACGAGGGCGGUCUCAACAGCACUUGCACUGUGUUUAUUACCAUUCUGGAUGUAAAUGACAAUCCUCCUGUGUUCUCCCAGACAAAGUAUGGACCAUUCCCUUUCCCUGAGGACACAGAAGUAGGUACACUAAUAACAACUAUAACUGCAACCGAUGAGGAUGAAGAGAAGAGAUUCAAGUCCAUAGUUUUUGCUGUGGAAUCAGGAAAUGAAGACAGGACCUUCAGAAUUGUAAAUGAACCCCCAAAUGGCACAGUCAGCAUCUGGCUUGAACAGGAACUGGACUAUGAGACUGUUCAGGAGUACCUUCUUAUUGUGUCAGCAAGAAACGAGGAGAAGUUGGUUGGGAAAGAGCUGGAUGCCAGCUCUACGGCUACAGUGCAUAUAUUGGUUAAAGAUGUAAAUGAAGCACCAGUACUUACAAAGAAAAAAUAUGAGGUCAGCAUACUAGAAAAUGUAGAGCCAGGAACACUACUACUGACCGUGAAGGCUGCUGAUCCUGACAUAUUUAAUGCACCAUCAUUAAGCUACUCCCUAAGAAAUGAUACAUUGAACUGGUUUUCUAUUGAUGAGUAUUCUGGAGAGGUUAAAGUUAUGAAGGUUUUGGACAGAGAGACUGUGAAGGACAUUUACUUGAUGCAGGUUGUAGUUCAGGACAAAGCCAGCCCGUCAAUGACAGUCUCCACUGAUAUAGUGAUCCACAUCUUGGAUGUCAACGACAACCCUCCAUAUCUAGUAGGAGACUACUCUGCCUCAUAUCUCUGCACACCGCAGAGGGAAAAGCAGUCCAUCAUUAUCAGUGCAUUUGACCAGGAUGGGGCAGAAAAUAGCAUUCCUUUUAGUUUUUCACUUGCCAAUGACCCAACGCAUCAGAGAAACUGGAGGAUCAACAUAAUUAAUGAUACUCAUGCUUAUCUCAUCAUGGGAAUUAGCUGGUUGGAACCCAAAUUGCAUCUUGUUCCUAUUAUCCUGAAAGAUAGUGGAAUUCCAUCUCAAACCCAACAUGUUCACCUACCAGUUACUAUUUGCUUAUGUACAACUGAAGGACAGUGCAUGCAAGAAGUUGGAAGAAUGGAAGGAAGGCCCACAGUGUUAUCUGCAGUGAGCAUUAUCGUUGGUACCAUUGGAGCUAUCGGUAUCUUUUUGCUCAUAAUCUUUGUUCAUUUGUCCCUCUUGGGAGCUAAUAAAAAGAAGACAAACAAAGCGUGUGACAUGAUGCCUUUACAGUCCACAGCGUGACACAGCAAAAUGAUGGGCCAGCUUAUUUUACAGAACACUUGUGAAUGGAUAGGUCAGCCAAACCCUGUGUCAAAUUACCUUCAAUAUGGUGCAGUCUUUGUGAUUAGGACACAAGCACUGUGAAAGCUGAACACCUGUAGUAACUUAAAUGUCAUGUCUCUGACUUGGAAAACCUCCUUUAGCUAAGAAAGCAAACAUUAGUAAUACUUGUUGUUUUGGUCACUGUAAGAAGGUUUCUGAGUUUGCCUGGCAAAGUGAAUUAGGGACAAAGAGACAAGACCACAGUCCCAAGACCUCCGGAUCUGUCUCAUCUUCAGUAGCAGAAAUAUGAUUCAUUCUUCUCUUUAAUGGCCUGAUUCUGAAGAGUGCUGAAUAUACUUAGCUGCCAUUAAAAUCAGUGGGAAUUAAAGGUGUUCAGUGCCUAGCAGGACUGGGCCCAAAUUAAAGGUUCCAACCACUCCUAUUCAAGUCAAUAGUAAAAUUCCUCUUGACUAGUAUAAGAGAAGGAACCACCUUAAGUGGAGUAAGUGAAGAAAGAGAACAGCAAAGGUACAGGUUAGUCUGGUCUCCAUGGCAGCCUUCCUAAUGAGGGAGAACGUGUUCUCCCCUUUCUUUAGGUAGGGUGCUCAUUAUGAGAAAAGAGCCCGGUGCCCCUGGUGAGAUAAGUAGUGCUGCCUUGCCUGACAGUAUAAUAGAAUGUCCCGAUCACAUUGUCUAUGUUCAAGUCACUGCCUUUCGCCAUUGUAUGACUGAACUUUUAAACAAUAAUUAUUGCUGAAAAACAAGUUGCAGUUAUUUUACAUCCCUGUUUAUUCUAAUGUAUAACAUUGUCUUCUCCUUGGCCCCGUGGAAGCUGCAGCUUCUUGUUAUUAACUGACUCAUCAGAAAUCCAAAAAGAAAGUGGAGGUACUUUUCAGAGCUUCCCAUCUACUGGCCUCUUUCAGCACUAUGGAAAAAUACCCUUGUGUUCCUUCUGCUACAUAGCUUACUGCAAGUAAAAAAUGAUUACUUUUGCUUAAAAGGUAGUUAAGAAUUGUAGAUUUCUGGGAAGCUGUUAGUCAUUUUCUACCUCCUGUGAAAUUUCACAGGCAUUAAGCGAUUCAGUGGCUUAAAUAGUGAUUCCAGCUUGUAAACGUUAUAGUUCUAUAAACUGCAUGACUCUGAGAGUUUAUUAAAUAUAAUUAUUAAAUGACCCUUUUGUUCUCUCUGUUACAAUAAAUAAUCUGUAGACUAGAUUCUGCUCACUGCAUUGUUUCUACUUGACUCUAUAUUGUAUUCAAAGCAUGUUAGAAAAUAAAUAUGACAAGAAAUUAAAGUAAUGACAUAAAUGCCCAGGUUAGAUCUCUGCUAGUCAAUAAAAUUUGUGCAAGAGGA